AUGAACAGCACCGCGAGGGAUGCCCAGGCCCCGAGCCACCGUGAGUGCCUCCUGCCCUCUGUGGCUCGCACCCCCUCGGUCACCAAGGUCACGCCAGCCAAGAAGAUCACCUUCCUCAAGCGAGGGGAUCCACAGUUUGCUGGGGUCCGCCUGGCCGUUCACCAGCGCGCCUUUAAGACCUUCAGCGCCCUCAUGGAUGAGCUCUCCCAGCGCGUGCCUCUCUCCUUUGGGGUGCGCUCUGUCACCACACCCCGGGGCCUGCACAGCCUCAGCGCCCUGGAGCAGCUGGAAGAUGGUGGCUGCUAUCUCUGCUCUGAUAAGAAGCCCCCCAAGACCCCCAGUGGACCAGGCCGGCCACAGGAGAGAAACCCCACUGCUCAGCACUUGCGGGAUAUCGAAGGCCAGCGUGAAGCCCCAGGAACCUCCUCCUCCCGGAAGAGUCUUAAAACCCCCCGGAGGAUACUGCUAAUUAAGAAUACGGACCCUCGCCUCCAGCAGACAGUGGUUCUCAGUCACAGGAAUACUAGGAACCUGGCUGCCUUUCUCAGCAAAGCCUCAGAUCUCCUGCACUUUCCUGUGAAGCAGUUGUACACGACCAGCGGGAAAAAGGUGGACUCGCUGCAGGCCCUGCUGCACAGCCCCUCUGUGCUGGUGUGUGCCGGGCAUGAGGCCUUCAGACCCCCAGCCAUGAAAAAUGCCAGGAGAAGCGAGGCUGAAACUUUAUCUGGGCUGACUUCAAGAAACAAAAAUGGGAGCUGGGGGCCAAAGACGAAGCCGAGUGUGAUCCAUUCGCGGUCCCCGCCAGGCAGCAGGCCACGGCUGCCAGAAAGGCCUGGUCCUAGCAACCCCCCGGCGGGCCCUGCUCCUGACAGGCACCCUCAGGACACGCCAGCUCAGCCGGGCCCGCUGGUGGCCGGCGAUGACAUGAAGAAGAAGGUCCGCAUGAAUGAGGACGGCAGCCUGUCGGUGGAGAUGAAAGUCCGCUUCCACCUGGUUGGCGAGGACACGCUCCUGUGGUCCCGGAGAAUGGGCAGGGCCAGCGCCCUCACGGCAGCCAGUGGGGAAGACCCCGUUCUGGGGGAGGUGGACCCCCUCUGCUGUGUGUGGGAGGGCUACCCUUGGGGCUUCUCAGAGCCUGGGGUGUGGGGACCCCGGCCCUGCAGGAUGGGAUGCAGGGAAGCCUUUGGCCGAGGCGGGCAGCCAGGGCCCAAGUAUGAAAUCUGGACGAAUCCCCUGCACGCCUCCCAGGGGGAGAGAGUGGCAGCUCGGAAGAGGUGGGGACUGGCCCAGCACGUCCGCUGCAGUGGCCUGUGGGGCCACGGGACUGCUGGGAGGGAGAGAUGCAGCCAGGACAGUGCCAGCCCAGCCUCCAGCACCGGCCUCCCCGAGGUCUCGGAGCCAGACUCCUCCUGCUGCCCCAGGACCCCGGAGGACGGGGUGGACAGCAGCAGCCCCUCUGCCCAAAGAGGGGCUGAGCGGAAAGCUGGAGGGAGCCUGGGUGAGGACCCCGGCCUGUGCACAGAUGGAGCAGGGCUGGGUGGCCCAGAGCAAGGUGGCCGCCUGACACCCAGGGCCCGGAGUGAGGAGGGGGCUUCUUCAGACUUGUCAGCCAGCACCGGAUCUCACGAGGGAUCCAGCGAAUGGGAUGGGCGGCCCCAGGGCUGUCCAGGCAAGGCAAGGGCCGAGACCUCUCAGAAGGAGGCCACCGAGGGAGGCGACCCCGGUUCUCCAGCCCUGAGUCUUUCAUCUUUAAGGAGUGAGGACCUGCAGGCAGAGAUGCAAGGACAGGGUACCGAGCAGGCCAGGGGGGCAUCUGUGACAAAGGAGCCUCUGGUUCCAGGCCUUUCCGGCUCCUGGGACUCGGAAGGAGCCUCUUCCACCCCUUCCACCUGCGCUUCAUCUCAGCAGGGGUGGAGAAAGCAUAGAAGCCGGGCCAGUGCAAUGUCCUCACCCAGCAGCCCUGGCCUUGGCCGAGUGGCCCCGAGAGGCCAUCCCAGGCAUUCUCACUACUGCAAGGACACCCACAGCCCACUGGACUCCUCUGCAACCAAGCAAGUGCCGAGGCCUCCUGAGCAGCGAAGGGCCUGCCAGGAUGGCUCAGUGCCACGAUCUUCUGGAAGCUCAUCGAGCACCAGGACCCAGGCCUCCGGGAACCUGAGACCUCCCUCCUCGGGAUCUCUUCCUUCCCAGGACCUUCUGGGAACCAGCAGUGCCACUGUCACCCCUACAGGCCACUCAGAUUUUGCUUCUGGAGUCUCCCUGCACAACGCUCCCUCUGCCGGGCGGGCAGGGGACGCGGGGUCCAGGACAUGCUUGCCGGCCCCCAUACCGCCCCACACAUCCGACUCCUGCUCAAAAUCUGGGGCUGCCAGCCUGGGGGAAGAGGCCAGGGACACGCCUCAGCCCUCCUCACCCUUGGUUCUGCAGGUUGGAUGGCCUGAGCAAGGGGCGGUGGGCCCCCACCAAAGCCGCUGCUGCUCACAGGCUGGGACGCAGCCGGCCCAAGAGGCCCAGUGGGGACCCUCCCCUGAGGCCAGCUGGCUGUGUGGCAGGUACUGUCCCACCCCGCCCAGGGGGCGGCCCUGCCCCCAGAGGCGCUCUUCCAGCUGUGGGAGCACCAGCAGCAGCCACCGAAGUGCUGCCCAGGGGCCAGGUGGGAGCCAGCAGGAGGAGGGGACACGCCAGGCAGGCCCCACGCCGUCCCCGGGCCCCAAUUCAGGGGCAUCAAGGAGAAGCAGUGCCAGCCAGGGUGCGGGGUCUGGGGGGCUGUCCCAGGAGAAGACCUCGAGGAGUGGGGGAGGCCCCCAGGGGCAGGAGGAGGCCAGUGGUGUGUCACCCAGCUCUCUGCCCCGAUCAUCUCCAGAAGCUGUGGUCCGUGAAUGGCUGGACAACAUUCCAGAAGAGGCCAUACUCAUGACAUAUGAGAUGGUGGACGAGACCACAGGUGCAGCCGGGGGUGGCCUGAGAGGACCCGAGGUGGACCCUGGGGAUGACCAUUCUCUGGAAGGCCUGGGGGAGCCAGCUCAGGCGGGACAACAGUCCCUGGAAGGGGACCCCGGCCAGGACCCAGAGCCAGAGGGAGCCCUCCUGGGGAGUAGGGACAGUGGUCCCCAAUCAGGAGAGGGUGUCCCCCAAGGGGCAGCUCCAGAGGGAGUUUCCGAGGCCCCUGCAGAGGCCGGAGCAGACAGAGAGGCCCCAGCCGGCUGCGAGGUGAGCCUGCGGGCACUUCCUGGCCGGGUGUCUGCCUCCACGCAGAUCAUGAGGGCGCUGAUGGGCUCCAAGCAGGGCCGGCCCAGCAGCGUGCCCGAAGUGUCUAGGCCCGUGGCCAGGAGGCUCAGCUGCUCAGCCGGGGCCCUCAUUACUUGUCUGGCCAGUCUCCAGUUAUUUGAUGAAGACCUUGGGUCUCCUGCCAGCAAAGUGAGGUUCAAAGACUCCCCUCGGUACCAGGAGCUGCUCAGCAUCUCGAAGGACCUGUGGCCAGGAUGUGACCUUGGGGAAGACCAGCUGGACUCAGGCCUCUGGGAGCUCACAUGGAGCCAGGCUCUGCCGGACCUUGGGUCCCAUGCCGUGACAGAGAACUUCACGCCCACGUCCUCCUCUGGUGUGGACGUCAGCAGCAGCUCUGGAGGCUCAGGGGAGAGCAGCAUACCCUGUGCCAUGGACGGCACCCUAGUCCCACAGGGGACAGAGCUGCCCCUGAAAACCUCCAACCAGAGGCCUCAUUCCAGAACCUCUGAGAACCCAGGGGAUCUGGAAAACCAACAGCAGUGUUGUUUCCCAACCUUCUUGAAUGCCGGAGCCUGCGCUUGUGCCACCAAUGAGGAUGAAGCAGAAAGAGACAGUGAGGAGCAGAGGGCGAGCUCCAACCUGGAGCAGUUAGCUGAAAACACAGUGCAAGAAGAGGUGCAAUUAGAGGAAACUAAAGAAGGAACAGAAGGAGAAAGGCUGCAAGAAGGGGGGGUGCAGUUAGAGGAAACUAAAACAGAAGAAGGGCUGCAGGAAGAGGGGGGGGUGCAGUUAGAGGAAACUAAAGGAACAGAAGGAAAAGGACAGCAAGAAGAAGAGGUGCAGUUAGAGGAAACUGAAGAAACAGGAGGAGAAGGGCUGCAAGAAGAGGGGGCGCAGUUAGAGGAAGUUAAAGAAGGACCAGGAGGAGGACUGCAAGGAAAGGCUCUUGAAGAGGGUCUCAAAGAGGAAGGACUUCCAGAAGAAGGAAGUGUCCACGGGCAGGAAUUGUCAGAGGCCAGCUCUCCAGAUGGGAAAGGCUCCCGGGAAGAUGACCCAGUCCAGGAGGAGGAAGCAGGAAGAGCCUCUGCCUCUGCAGAGCUGUGCCCCCCAGAGGGCACAGAGGAACCCACAGAGCCCCCUAGUCAUCUCAGCGAGACGGAUCCAAGUGCCAGCGAGAGUCAAAGUGGCUCCCAGCUUGAGCCUGGCUUGGAAAAGCCUCCCGGAGCCACCGUGACGGGCCAAGAGCACACGCAGGCCCAACUCACCCAGGGGGCUGCAGAGAGGAGCUCUUCAGCUGCCUGCAGAGCGGCUCUGGACUGCGACCCCAUCUGGGUGUCCGUGUUACUGAAGAAGACGAAGAAGGCCUUCCUGGCCCACCUUGCCAGCGCGGUGGCUGAGCUCCGAGCACGCUGGGGUCUGCAGGACAACGAUCUGCUGGACCAGAUGGUGGCCGAGCUGCAGCAGGACGUGGCCCAGCGCCUCCAGGACAGCACCAAGAGAGAGCUCCAGAAGCUCCAGGGCCGGGCGGGGCGGAUGGUGCUGGAGCCUCCCAGGCAGGCCCUCACUGGGGAGCUGCUCCUGCAGACCCAGCAGCGUAGACACCGUCUCCGGGGCCUGCGAAACCUCUCGGCCUUCUCUGAGCGGACCCUGGGCCUGGGGCCCCCCUCCUUCACCCUGGAGGACGAGCCAGCCCUCAGCACAGCCCUGGGGAGCCAGCUGGGUGAGGAGGCGGAGGGCGAGGAGUUCUGUCCCUGCGAGGCCUGCGUGAGGAAGAAAGUGAGCCCUACGUCCCCCAAGGCCACAAUGGGGGCAACCAGAGGUCCCAUCAAAGAGGCCUUUGACCUGCAGCAGAUUCUGCAGAGGAAGAGGGGAGAACACACCGAUGGGGAGGCAGCAGAGGUGGCCCCUGGCAAGACCCACACAGACCCCACGAGCACCAGGACUGUCCAGGGGGCUGAGGGAGGGCUGGGGCCGGGGCUGAGCCAGGGGCCUGGAGUGGACGAGGGUGAGGACGGCGAGGAGAGCCAGAGACUCGACAGAGACAAAGAUCCCAAACUGGGGGAGGCAGAGGGAGAUGCAAUGGCUCAGGAGAGUAAAGGGAAAACCCACGACAGCGAAACCAGUGCGGGCAGCGAGCUGGGGGAAGCCGAGCAGGAGGGAGAGGGCAUAAGUGAAAGGGGAGAAACUGGGGCCCAGGGCUCUGGGCAUGAGGACAACUUGCAGGGUGAAGCUGCGGCAGGAGGUGACCAAGAUCCAGGACAGAGUGAUGGGGCCGAAGGCAUAGAGGCCCCGAAGGCUGAAGGGGAGUCCCAGCCAGAGUCAGAAGGUGUAGAGGCCCAGGAGGCUGAAGAGGAGUCCCAGCCAGAGUCAGAAGGUGUAGAGGCCCAGGAGGCUGAAGAGGAGUCCCAGCCAGAGUCAGAAGGUGUAGAGGCCCCAGAGGCAGAAGGGGAGUCCCAGCCAGAGUCAGAAGGUGUAGAGGCCCAGGAGGCAGAAAAGGAGGCCCAGGAGGCUGAAGAGGAGGUCCAGCCAGAGUCAGAAGGUGUAGAGGCCCCAGAGGCAGAAGGGGAGGCCCAGGAGGCAGAAAAGGAGGCCCAGCCAGAGACAGAAAGUGUAGAGGCCCUGGAGACUGAAGGGGAGGACCAGCCAGAGUCAGAAGGCGCAGAGGCCCAAGAGGCAGAAGAGGAGGCCCAAGAGGCAGAAGAGGAGGCCCAGGAGGCAGAAGGGGAGGCCCAGCCAGAGUCAGAAGUUGUAGAGGCCCCAGAGGUUGAAGGGGAGAUGCAGGAGGCAGAAGGGAAGGCCCAGCCAGAGUCAGAAGGUGUAGAGGCCCCAGAGGUUGAAGAGGAGACCCAGAAGACAGAAGGGGGUGCCCAGCCAGAGUCAGAUGGUGUAGAGGCCCAGGAGGCAGAAGAGGAGGUCCAGGAGGCAGAAGGGGAGGUCCAGGAGGCAGAAGGGGAGGCCCAGCCAGAGUCAGAAGGUAUAGAGGCCCAGCCAGAGUCAGAAGGUGUAGAGGUCCAGGAGGCAGAAGGGGAGGCCCAGCCAGAGUCAGAAGGUGUAGAGGCCCCAGAGGUUGAAGAGGAGACCCAGAAGACAGAAGGGGGUGCCCAGCCAGAGUCAGACGGUGUAGAGGCCCAGGAGGCAGAAGAGGAGGUCCAGGAGGCAGAAGGGGAGGCCCAGCCAGAGUCAGAAGGUGUAGAGGCCCAGGAGGCAGAAGAGGAGGUCCAGGAGGCAGAAGGGGAGGCCCAGCCAGAAUCAGAAGGUGUAGAGGCCCCAGAGGCUGAAGGGCAGGCCCAGCCAGAGUCAGAAAGUGUAGAGGCCCCAGAGGCAGAAGGGGAGGCCCAACCAGAGUCAGAAGGUGUAGAGGCCCUGGCAGCUGAAGAGGAGGCCCAGCCAGAGCCAGAAGGCGUAGAGGCCCCGGAGGCUGAAGGGGAGGCCCAGCCAGAGUCAGAAGGAGAAACUCAAGGUGAGAAAAAGGGGAGCCCUCAGGUCAGUCUAGGGGAUAGCCAGUCUGAGGAGGCUUCUGAAAGCAUCAGCCCAGUCCCUGAGGACAGGCCCACUCCACCCCCUUCCCCAGGUGGAGACACUCCCCACCAAAGGCCAGGCUCCCAAACAGGCCCUUCCUCCUCCAGAGCAUCCUCUCGGGGCAACUGCUGGUGGAAAGACUCAGAAAAUGACCAUGUACGUGGAGACACAAGGAGCCCUGACGCCAAGUCCAUGGGGGCCCUUCAUGCAGAGAGGAAGGCCACCAGGAUGUACCCAGAAAGUUCCACUUAUGAGCAAGAAGAGGCCCGUUUGGGCCCAAGGACUCCAGAGCAGGGGGCCAGUGAAGGCUGUGACCUACAAGAGGACCAGGCACUUGGAAGUCUCACCCGCACCGAGGCAGUGGGCAGGGCAGACGGCUUUGGCCAAGAUGACUUAGAUUUCUAG
Pongo pygmaeus (Bornean orangutan) is the source of this 7152-nucleotide messenger RNA. It is a transcript of the gene RP1L1, whose product is annotated as RP1 like 1. Gene Ontology annotation, biological process: axoneme assembly; intracellular signal transduction; retina development in camera-type eye. The record is from RefSeq and is a predicted model, not a curated record. Gene Ontology annotation, cellular component: axoneme. Bases 1 to 7152 code for a protein of 2383 amino acids. Lineage: Eukaryota; Metazoa; Chordata; Mammalia; Primates; Hominidae. The transcript is spliced from 4 exons.